GUUAUUAAAAUAAAGGCAUCUGAGCACAACUUUAUCCUCUUAAGGUUUCGUUUUUAGUUUUUAUUCUUGAUUUCUGACUAUCGUAAAUUCAAGCAUAAUAUGUGAAUUUAAAGUAUAUGAAGUAGAAAGCCCGCUCGACGUAAAAUUCUGGUCAAUGGCCAUGCGCAAUGAAAGGGUUGAAACGACACGGAGCGUAUGCUGAUUUCAUUAAGAGCUUUUGUAGUCAUGUUUGAUAUUGUUUGCUGUAGUGUGUGACUCUUUAAAUUAUGUCAAAAUGCUGCUUUGUUCUGUGAUGGGUUUCCUGAUCAUUGGAAGUUUGUUCUUAUCCCAUGUUAGUGCUUUUGAUGUAGGUGUCAUUUCUCAUGGAUUUCCAGUGUUUGAAAUCAAUGACAGUGAUAAAUAUAUGAAACGAGAUGUGACUGGAAAAGGAAGCAUGAGAGGAAUGCCAAAUAAUAUGAGAGAUUCAAUUCAUGGUGUAAGAAUGGGUAUUUCAUCGGACAUUUGUGAUAAUGCAAAAGAUAAUAUUGAAAUUGAUUGGAAUGGAUCACCUCUGAACUAUACUUGCUAUCAUCCUAAGAAUCGACUACCAGUUUUCAAAGCUGUGAAUCCAUCACAGGAAUGUAACCUGCCUGAAAAAUAUUUUUCUAAACAUGUAUGUUUGAAUGAGAAGAUUGAAUAUGAUGAUCUUAUACCAACUUAUGGGAAUCACCGACCAUUGUGGCCAGUCUAUGGAGAGUAUGUUUAUGUUCCUCCUCAACGUUGGUUACAUAAUCUUGAGCAUGGUGCAAUUGUUAUGUUGUAUCAUCCUUGUGCUGAGCCUCUUGAAGUUGACAAAUUAAGACAAUUGGUGAAAGGAUGUUUACGAAGGCAUGUUAUUACACCUUAUAUGUACCUUUCAGCUGAAAAGCCACUGGCUUUAGUAGCAUGGGGUUGUAAAUUGGAAAUGAAUCAUGUAAAUGAAGAUGCUGUGAAAAGAUUCAUUAAGACUCGAGCAUUACAUGGGCCUGAAGCUCAGCUAGCAAAACAAGGACAGUAUCGAUACAAGUUAUUAGAAGUUGCUACAGCACCCAAAGGAUCUAAUUAUAGAGAUUUGAAACUUUGCCCUUCGGAGUAAUUAUUCCUCAAAAUCAUGAAAUGCUGUUUUUUCUUACAUGAACUUUUUGAUGAAAAAUACUUUGAUUUGUUUCAUGUAUUUAAAGUAAGUACUCACUGCAUUUGAAAGCAAAAAUUUACAUUCAAUUUUUGACAAUUAGUCUUCAGUCUUUUGAAUACUCAAAUUUUAAAUCCUCUAUGCUGUAUUUCAAAGUACAUAUUUUGUUGUACUUGUAAUAUUGGUAUGGUCAUUUUUUAUUUAUCAAAUUUUAUCAUUUGAUAAUUUACAGUCCAAAUAAAUUUGAUUUGUUUCCCCUAAAAAUGUACAUUUGAAAAGUAGCUGGUGAUUUUAACUGCUAUGAAUUAUAAUUUUUAUACUUUAGUUCCAUUUCAUUCCUUUUAGGUAAAUUUUUUAAAUUUUAUUAUUCCUUUAAGUGC
Stegodyphus dumicola is the source of this 1530-nucleotide messenger RNA. RefSeq lists its product as uncharacterized. The record is from RefSeq and is a predicted model, not a curated record. Gene Ontology annotation, cellular component: cytoplasm. NCBI's taxonomy places the organism in Eukaryota, Metazoa, Arthropoda, Arachnida, Araneae, Eresidae.